AUGCACAAGGUGAUACAUUCAUCCAACGUAGGCUUCCUCUAUCCCAAGCAGUUCAGAUGCAAGGUCGAUCUCGACGCCCAAAGGGGCCAUGGUCGUCCUUGUAAGAACCGGGCAAAGUGCAAGUACAGGCAUCGUGGAGAGAUGAACCCUGUGCCGGAUGGAGCCUACGUCUUCAUCCAGGCGCAUCAGGACCAAUUCAACAAGUUCUUCAAGGAAUUCUCAGAUGGCUCAGAGAAGACAAAGUGGAUCAAUAUCUUCAUUGGAGCGCGUAGGGCUGAGUUCGACAAGUUCCUCAAGGAAAAGGGCAUUCUCCACAAGAGCAAUGAUGAUAGCGACGUUGAUGAGAAGACAGAUGUGAAGGAGGAGCCGGAGAACUCUGAUUGA
Molecule: messenger RNA, 384 nt
Organism: Lasiodiplodia theobromae
Lineage: Eukaryota; Fungi; Ascomycota; Dothideomycetes; Botryosphaeriales; Botryosphaeriaceae
Product: Fatty acid desaturase
Exons: 1
Coding region: 1-384 (127 amino acids)
Molecular function (GO): metal ion binding
Source: RefSeq, a predicted model, not a curated record